This is a messenger RNA of Epithele typhae, 729 nucleotides long. Its product is annotated as DUF1014-domain-containing protein. The transcript has 6 exons. Gene Ontology annotation, cellular component: nucleus. The record is from RefSeq and is a predicted model, not a curated record. Gene Ontology annotation, molecular function: transcription coactivator activity. Lineage: Eukaryota; Fungi; Basidiomycota; Agaricomycetes; Polyporales; Epitheliaceae. Gene Ontology annotation, biological process: transcription by RNA polymerase II. The coding region runs from base 1 to 729 and encodes 242 amino acids.
AUGGCGCCAAAGGGGGGAAACUCGAAGAAGGAGGCAGGGCGGGCCAAGAAAGCAGACAACGAGGUCAAGAAAGCCACAGCAGCAGAUGCAGAAAGGGAGCGCAAGGAGGCAGACCAGUGGGCCCAGGGAUCGAAGUCCAACAAGGCCAAGGACGACAAGGAAGAGAAACGCAAGGCCGAACUGGCGCGCAAAGCCGAGCUCGCCCGCUUGCUCGCAGAAGAAGAGGCCUCCGCGCCCUCCAAGGUCAAGGCUGCGCCCAAGGCUGGAACGAAGAAGGCCGUUGCUGCGAAGAAGGACGUCAAACCUGCGGGGCCGGGCGCGAUUGCUGCUGGCGGUGGCCUCGAAGCCGUGUCCGACGAUGCGCCGAAGGAGCUGGAGUCAUACACAGCGACCGGCAUCGACAACGCACUGGAUCUGCUGGAAGUCGUGACCGCGAAGAUGGACAAGGCGAGCGUGGGCUCGCGGGCGGCGGAUAUCGAGAGGCAUCCAGAAAGGCGAUUUAAGGCCGCAUUUGAGGCGUACAAGGAGAGGGAGCUUCCCAACGCUCGUGCGGAUCAUCCCGGGUUGCGUCUGCAACAAUACCACGACUUGUUGUACAAGCAGUUCCAGAAGUCACCUGAGAACCCCUUCAACCAGACGACAGUGUCGUAUGAUGCCUCAAAGGAAGAGCGGGUUGAGGCGCUGUCAAAGAAGGCCGCAGGGAUCUCCGACAGGCUGAAGGAGAAGUAG